Molecule: messenger RNA, 264 nt
Organism: Eruca vesicaria subsp. sativa (arugula)
Lineage: Eukaryota; Viridiplantae; Streptophyta; Magnoliopsida; Brassicales; Brassicaceae
Source: the annotation of a GenBank genome assembly
AUGGGCAGUUACCAUGUCAGAGAUGCUAAGUAUAUACCAUCUCCUGGAAGGAAGAGUCCUUGCUCUAUGAACAAGAAGUGGGCCAUUCCUCGGGGGCCUUCAGAGACUGCAAAUAAAGUGGCAAAUGCAGCGGUGAGCGGAGGAAGAUGGAGGCAGAGGCAACAACAACCGGCAAUGAAGGCAGGUUGGGUGGGAGAAAGUGGUAACAUGUUCCUCAGACCUACACACCCUCCAAAUUCCUACUCUAGGAGAAUCGCCGGUUAA